AUGUUUAAAAAGAUCCAUUCUAUAUUUCACCCCAACUCCCAGCGAAGAAACGUGACAGAUGACAUCCCUUACAGUGAUGGCGCUAGUUCUGCAGUGAGACUGAUCCGCAGCACUUCUAUGUAUGUCCUUGGAGGUGAGCAGGAAAAAGUUAGUGAACCAUUAAAAAAGUGCAGAAGUACAACCAGCAUCGACUCUUGCUUUCAGCCAAAAGAGGAAGACAGAGACUGGAUGUACUCUAAGACUCAGGACUGCUUGAAGUACCUACAGGAUCUUCUAGCCUUGAGGAAAAAAUAUCUUGAAAACAUCAAUAACUUGAAAUCCAUGCAUAUGGCUGCAGAUUCUCCAGCAUCCACAAGAUCAUCCAAAACUGGAAAAAAGUCGUUUCUUCCACUUCCUUCCAAAGAGUCUUCUAAGGCAUCCAUGGAAAGAAAAGGGCCACAGUCCAGUUCAGAUGUAAGAGAAGCAAUAGCUUUCUUUGACUCAGUCAUUGCAGACCUGGAUUCAGAGAGGUGGCGGCGAGUUCCUGACGUGGGUCUGCCAAACGUGGAUGUCGAUUUUGAUGUUGCUACCAGUACGAGUGAACACAGUUUGCAUUCAAACUGGAUCCUUCGGGCUCCCCGGAGAUACUCACAAGAUACUGCCCAAGCAGCUAAGCAGUCUCAAAGAAACAGUCAGCGGAGAACCACUGGCUCUAGGAAAAGGUUGGAAAGGCAUCCCAUGUACCUGCCCAAAGCUGUGGAAGGGGCAUACAGCACUUUAAAAUUUAAGCCUAAAACACGCAAGAAAGAAUGUUGAAAAAAGAAUGUUCCCUUUUCACUUGAAGACAGAAUAAAUGAAAUAGGGCAUGCAAGACCUAUUUCAUGCAAGACCUGAAUUUUUUUAUUUUAAUUUUUUUUACCACUGAUCCAUCAUUUACACUCCAGAAGUGAGCUGUGCAGUCACUGAAGAUUCUUCAUAGGGGACGUAUUUGAAGCCAUGGCUAUUCCAGUGUUGGGCCUAUAUGAGGGUUUAAGUCAUCAAAUUUUCUGUGCCUAACAAUACUGCCUUGUCAUUCAGCUUGGUGGGGGGGGAACUCCAGCUUGACAAGCCUUUUUUUCUAGUGCUGUUACAGAAAGCAAUGAUUCAGAGAUUGCCUGGUGCAGUAAUUAUUCUUCUGAUUCCAGCACUGCAAAGCAGUUCAAGGAAUUCAGUGAAUAUGCUGGAGUUUUUGCAGCAGUGUUUCCAAUGUCAGAGCAGUGAAGCAGAAUUUUCUCCUUCUGUUGCUUGUGAAAAUUUGUACGUGCCAUCAUUGACUCUAUGUUCUCAGAGUAUACAGCAGCACCAAGAUACACUCAGUCUGCAGCACAAGCAGAAAAGAGUUCUGUGAUUCUCUGAGCUGGAGUGAGGGAAUCAGCAUUAGAAACUUGUGUUUGGGGAAAUAGUGUGCUCCGGUUGUGUUUUGUACUCUGCUUGCUAUUGGAAAUGGUUCUGUUGUUGCAUGUAUCAAAAUAAUCACUGCAUGCAAAAAUGUAUGCAACUUUUUUCAUAUGGUUACACCAUGUGCUAGUUUUCAUCCAUUUUAACACCCAGCUGAUGAAUCUAGACACCCCAGUGUACACUAGAAAAGCUUAAAGUCACGGAGAACAUUUUGUGAAUAAAUUGGAGAAAAGGUUGUUCUCAGAGACAGAAGAAAACUUGCAGACAAAGCCACCACAUCACCUUUAGAUUAUACCUAAUAUUUGGAAUUCUGCUACUGCAACAUUAAACACAAUAUAUUAGGAUGAGUGAAGUCUAGAAGUGUUUCUCUUCAUCUUAGAGGGGAUAUGUAUUCUAUGUGAUACUUGGAAUUAAUAAGAUCCAUGCUCUGCCUGUUUUGCCCAGCUCAUGCUUUGUCUUAAGAAUUCGCUAAGGUGUUUGGGAUCAAGCUUUUGCUUACUUGAUUUUUUUUUCAUUGGGCAUCGUUCAGCUGGUGCUGGACUAUGACAGAUGGAUCAUGGCAGCACUGCUAUGACCAGCUGGUGAAUUUUCUUGUUUCUGUGAUCAGUAGUUUUGUGUCCACAGGCUUGGAUGAAUUUCCUAAGGCACUGGCCAUCAAUAUAGCCCAUUUGAUACACCAAAACCUCCAUAAACCUUGUACCCUCACACAGAAUAUUUGGCAGGUGGUAGUUCUUGCUGAUUUGUGUUCCCAGUCCUUGGGAGUAAAUUAUUCAAAAGACAUUUCUGCCAUGAGUUGCAAAUAUAUCUCUGAGCUUAAUGAUCUAGGCCACUUUCUGUCAUAAGAUAGGAAAGUGCCAAAAAACCAUAUGUUCCUCCAUUCAGAGCUGGCAUCUCCUGUUUGAUUAAAGCAUUUUGAUUCUUUUUCUAGUGAUGUUUGUGAAGAGGAUGGAAGAAUUGUUUCUGUAGCACUUCAGUUCUGGAGGUGCUUUUGUUGCUCUUGGCCUAGUUUGCAUCCUCUUGAAAAUGACCAGUUUAAAUAACAUAAUUGAUACAUAUUCAAGAAGAGUUUAAAUUAAGGUCUGGGUUUUGUCUCCCUGCUGUUGGUGCUUUUCAAAAUAGUCUGUAUCCUUUAUAUUGUGUUGCUGCCUUUGUACCUCCCCAGUCUGUACUGUCUGAAUGCCCUUAAAACUAUUCUGCCUCUGAAUGUGAGCAUUGAAUUCCACUCAGCCAGGUGGGAUAGCCAGAGCGCAGCAUGUUCCAAGCACACCCCUGGGUUCUGGCAUGCCUCAAGGCUGCAGUUCUGUGUAUGUGUGAGAGAAGGGGGACAGUGCUCAGAACUGUACAUUUUUGGCAGCUGUGUCACCCUGAAACUCCUCUCCAAAGAGAAUUGCAUACUGAAGUUGCCGAGGAACAUUUUUACUGACUGUGUGGGCAUCUUUUUGCUACUAGAACCUGCAACAUGGAUGGGUGCUGACAGAAAAUCUCACCAUCUUGUUUCAGUUACUAUAACGGAAUUAUGCAUGUGCAUAAUUAAAAUACUGAUGAGAAGAAAGAAGAAAAGGUUUCCAAUGUUUUUCUGCCCUGGGCUGUGUUUCAUGCUCAUAGUGCCAAGGUUUUAUGCAUUGGAGUAACUGAUCUCUUUGCUAUUGUUUUAAGAAUGCAUUUUGAUGUGCAGAACCAGACUGCUUCAGCAUGUGUGACCUUCCCUGUAACCUCCUGUCUGUCCUUGUAAAACAGACAUCUCUGAUCAUCUGGCUGUGAUAGAGGGUGAGGGUCCCCCUGCUGUCCAGCACAGAAGCUUCAGUGUGAAAUUGGGUUUGCUUUUAUGAAUAAGAGACAAAGACAGGGGGGAAAUCAGAUUUAUAUUUUCUAUUUGGAUUCUGUGAUUUUUUUCUCUUUUCUUAACAUUCACUUCAAGCCAG
Messenger RNA from Passer domesticus (house sparrow), 3338 nucleotides. It is a transcript of the gene C2H13orf42, whose product is annotated as chromosome 2 C13orf42 homolog. The record is from RefSeq and is a predicted model, not a curated record. Bases 1 to 795 code for a protein of 264 amino acids. The transcript has 3 exons. NCBI's taxonomy places the organism in Eukaryota, Metazoa, Chordata, Aves, Passeriformes, Passeridae.